Messenger RNA from Bemisia tabaci, 1712 nucleotides. RefSeq names its product GABA type A receptor-associated protein autophagy-related 8a. NCBI's taxonomy places the organism in Eukaryota, Metazoa, Arthropoda, Insecta, Hemiptera, Aleyrodidae. The record is from RefSeq and is a predicted model, not a curated record.
CUUCCGCUAGUUGACAUUUUACGCUUUGUUGUUUAUUUUGCUUUUAGUGCGCAACUUUUCGGAGUGUCGUAGAGUAACUUGUCACGGAAUUAUUGUUUGAAACGCGUAUAUUCCCUUAAUUACUUCAAAAUGAAUUUCCAAUACAAAGCUGAGCAUGUGUUUGAAAAGAGGAAAAGCGAAGGCGAGAAAAUCAGGAAGAAGUACCCCGACAGAGUUCCCGUCAUUGUAGAAAAAGCUCCCAAAGCUAGGAUUGGAGACUUGGACAAGAAAAAGUACUUAGUUCCAUCAGACUUAACUGUUGGACAAUUUUACUUUUUAAUCCGUAAACGAGUACACUUGAGACCAGAGGAUGCUCUUUUCUUCUUCGUCAAUAAUGUCAUUCCACCUACAAGUGCCACGAUGGGCUCUCUUUAUCAAGAACAUCACGAAGAAGACUAUUUUCUGUACAUUGCAUACAGUGAUGAAAAUGUCUACGGCCAGAUCUGUGCUUAAGGAGUGUUCGAAUGAAUUAUCCGCUGUUCUCAACUAUUCUCCCUCUCUCUCUCUUCACAAUCAACAUGCAUUGUAAUUGGAUAAUUUGCUAGGAAAAGAUUAUCAUCAUCUCUCAUCAUUGUAAUUCCAAAAAUAAGAUCUUAGAAUAACUGCAUUCCUUUUGUCUUGUAAUCUGCAAUGGAUGGCAAACUUCCAUCAAUCUUCCUCAAUUUUUUAUCUUUAAUCAAACGUCAUCUAUAAUUUUAGAUCAUCUUUCGAACUUACAAGUAGCAUAUUUGGAUGCAAAUUAUCGUGAGAUAUAGUUGGAAAACUACUCUGGCUCCAACAACUGAUCAUUUUUAAAACAGUCACAAAAAUGUGUGAAGAAAUAUCGUUGUUCAUGUAUUAACCACUCUAUUUUUCUCUCAUAAUUAUUUUAUUUUUAGAUUUUUAAUUAUGUUCUUACUACUUUAUAGUUUAAAAUUGCAAAAAUAUAUCAUUUCUGGCGGAUGUUAUUUUAAAGAAAUUGGGUAAGCUAUUAGGAUUAUUUCUCUCAAAAAUUUGAGGGAUGCAAAAGCAUUGAGUAAUCUAUAAAGCACCAGGCUGUCAAAGAUUUUGACUUUAAUUAUCGAAGACCACGAUUCUUCUUCCUCUUAAGUCGUUAGAACUUUGCAGAAAGAUGAAUAUGAAUCCUCCUAAGCAACAGGAGUUCAGUAGAAAUCUCGUGACCCCUCCCUCCCCCAAUCUAUCCCUUCCAUGGGAAUAGAACUCUUCGUUUCCCAGGUUUUGUUUGAAAACCAUGCCUUUUCCCCCAUUUGACUCACCUAUCUGCUGUAGGUAAAGAAAAAUUUUAUUCUCUGAAAUUUUGACUCACUGUGAACCGCGAAUAUAAGGGUUCCCUCCCACUUUAUAUUCAUCAGACAGGAAGAAAUGUAUUAUCACAAUAUACCUGGCUGAAAUGUCGAAGCAAGUUCAAUUUUUUCUCUCUUUUUUUUCCAAUUUUUAGUUUAAUCUGAAUGAAUGUUUCUAAUUUGAUUUUUGAAAAAUUAGCUCUUUCUCUCUGAAAUGAGAAGUUAAAGUACGUAGUUGUGUGUUUAAUUCAGCUUGAAAGGAUAAUAGAUCACAAAACUCUGUUAAAUGUCCUUGUUGUCAAUAUAAAAUAGCUAUUUUCUUUUGAGCUGUAAAUUUCAGUCAUCUUGUAUAUAGUAAGUUCAAAAUAAAAUCUGUUUCUAAGAACGGAA